AUGCCAGACAGGGUGACCGUGGCUACUUUUCUUUCCAUUUCUGUUAGCGUAGCGAUGAUAGCAGUAUGUGGUAUCAUCGCCAAUCUUAUCUGUGACGAUAUCAACGACUUUUACGCUGACAGUAUGAAGGAGCUGAAAGCUUUCCAGGUUUUAACUGAUGACGCAUGGACGGAAGUGAUUAAAAUGGAAAUACCGCCUUCGAGCAAACCCACAUUCAAAAGCCUGAUCAAGCGGCAGUCACGAAAUCUUGAUUUGCCAUCGUUCUGCAGCUGCAUGGCGGAAUCUGCAUGUCCACGUGGACCUCCUGGACGUCCGGGACUAGAUGGAGACGAUGGGGCUCCCGGGUUGCCAGGGCCGAAGGGGCCAGAUGGACUUGACGCUUCAGGUCAUACUUACAACAUUGACACUGGUUGUAUCAUGUGUCCAGCUGGACCUCCUGGUCCUCGCGGGCCACCAGGACAGGCGGGAGCACCAGGGCCACAAGGUCUGGAUGGGCCGCGUGGUGUGAACGGUUAUGGGGUUGGUAGACCCGGACCGCCAGGGCCACCUGGAGAUCGCGGGGAGCCAGGAUGUGAGGGUAAACCUGGUAUACCUGGUAACCCUGGCCGUGAUGGUGUGCGCUAUUUUCCGCGGCCACCAGGACUGCCUGGAAUGCCAGGUCCACAAGGACCACCGGGUCCUCCUGGCCCUCCAGGUGUAGCGGAAGAAGGGCCAGACGGGUUACCUGGCAUACGUGGUAAACCAGGUCUGCCUGGUAUGCCUGGACCAGUGGGUAAACCUGGAGAGGAGGGAGAUGCGGGUGAACCUGGGUUCGAUGCCGACUACUGUCCAUGCCCACCUCGAGGAACCAUACGCGGACAAGAACCCCCACCAACGGAACAAGAACUGGUGUCUGAAGAUGAGCCUAUUGUUCAUCCUAUGGCUGCACAACCCAUGGAGGAGUCGAACCAAGCAACCAUGGUGGAAGAGUCGAACCAAAUGACCACGGCAUCAGGGAGGUUCUUCACAGAAGAAACCUAUGGACCGGAUUUCGAAGAAGCUUCCCGAACUCCCUACAGAAAGACGAAGUUGAACAGACACAUACGAUGAUUCGAGUGUAGACUGUCCUUUGAUUGCAAAAUCUUGGCUUUUGGACUCUGGUAG
Messenger RNA from Cylicocyclus nassatus, 1143 nucleotides. Lineage: Eukaryota; Metazoa; Nematoda; Chromadorea; Rhabditida; Strongylidae. The record is from the annotation of a GenBank genome assembly.